AGCACGAGGAGCAUUACAGGGCCUCUUUCUUUCCUUAACGAGUUCUCAGACAUGCAGUGCUUCACCGUGAAGCCCGUCAUGAGCCUGCCACCUGGCUACAAGGACAAACCAGUUCCAGAGCAGAUCUUAAACUACUACAGGGCCAACGAAGUGCAGCAGUUCAGAUAUUCUCGGCCAUUCCGAAAAGGAGAAAAGGAUCCAGACAAUGAAUUUGCUACCAUGUGGAUUGAACGGAGCACGUAUACAACUGCCUAUACCUUCCCCGGAAUUCUCAAGUGGUUUGAAGUCAAACAGAUUUCAACAGAGGAAAUCAGCCCUUUGGAGAAUGCCAUAGAAACCAUGGAACUGACCAAUGAGAGGAUUAGCAACUGUGUGCAGCAGCAUGCGUGGGACCGGUCCCUUUCUGUGCACCCGUCUCCAUGCUGCUCAACGGCAUUGUGGAUCCAGCUGUCAUGGGGGGAUUCUCCAACUAUGAAAAGGCUUUUUUUACAGAAAAGUACUUACAGGAGCAUCCUGAAGACCAGGAGAAGGUGGAGCUGCUCAAGCGGGCGAUCAGCUACAGUAUGCAAGGAGCUCAGGAUGGCCACACUGUCCAUGGGGCCAGAGCCUCUCCAGAUCUCCAGGCUUUUUGUUGCAAUGCGAUGCUCUGUGGGUUACUUUUUCUUUUAA
This is a messenger RNA of Castor canadensis (American beaver), 669 nucleotides long. The record is from RefSeq and is a predicted model, not a curated record. NCBI's taxonomy places the organism in Eukaryota, Metazoa, Chordata, Mammalia, Rodentia, Castoridae.